AUGGAAACGCCACUUCGACGACCAAGUAUCUUUCCCUUGGCUGCAGUGAGCAAGUGUAUUGUUUCAUACAAUGGCAAGAAAAACACAGUUGACGCGGACAUUUGCCAUGCGGAUGAAAGCCCAAUUCUUCUUCUAAAACGUGUGGGACGGAAUUCUUAUCCAAACUCGACACCGUGUAGCAUCGCAACGUCCCCAGAUAUCUUUGAGAAUUACUCAGUUACCGAGAAGUGGCGUCAUACUAUCGAACAAAUGUCCCUUCAAAAGACUACCUUACGCAAUGCGCUGGAAGAGCAUCAGUUCAGGGGUAUCAUGAAGGAGUUACGCAUCAUUUCGUCGCAAGUCAAAAAAGAGGAACUGAUGCACGAUCAACGAGCUGAUUGGAUGUAUGCUGCAAUGGUGAUAGAUCGUGUGUGCUUCGUCUCCUUCUCAGCCUUUCUCAUACUGUGCACACUAGUGCUUGCCUUCAAAGCACAAUCAACUUCUGUGAAACCCGUCUUCAAUAGCAACUAA
Messenger RNA from Cylicocyclus nassatus, 510 nucleotides. The record is from the annotation of a GenBank genome assembly. NCBI's taxonomy places the organism in Eukaryota, Metazoa, Nematoda, Chromadorea, Rhabditida, Strongylidae.